CCAUUUCUCUUUCGAAGACUAUUGAUCCCAACGUUUUAUUAAUACUCUCCCACCGUUUUGUUCGACCAUUAGGACCAAAUUCCGGAGCCCAGAUCUCUCUCUCUCUCUCUGUCUCUCUCUGGUUUUCUCUUUCGAUUAGGUUUAGGGUCUGGGAAGAAAUGGAGAAGACUGUGGCGGUGGUGGUGGUCAUCGCUUUGGUCGUGCUGUUUGGUGCGGAUCAGGUGAGGUCGAGUGCAUCGGAUCACCGUUACAAGGCAGGAGACCUUGUGCCUCUCUACGCCAACAAGGUCGGUCCGUUCCACAAUCCCAGUGAAACUUACCGCUAUUUUGAUCUUCCGUUCUGCUCAUCAGAUCAUUUGAAAGAGAAAAAGGAAGCUCUUGGUGAAGUGCUAAACGGUGAUCGUUUAGUUGAUGCCCCCUACAAACUUGAUUUCCGGAGUGAGAAAGAUUCUGAGGUAGUUUGCAGUAAAAAACUCAAUAAGGAAGACGUGGCCCAGUUCCGAGCUGCCGUUAUCAAGGAUUAUUACUUUCAGAUGUAUUAUGACGACUUGCCCAUUUGGGGUUUCAUAGGGAAGGUAGACAAGGAAGGCAAAGACCCAAGCGAGUACAGAUAUUAUCUUUAUAAGCAUAUCCAUUUCGACAUAUUUUAUAACAAGGACCGCGUGAUUGAAAUCAAUGCCCGAACAGACCCACAUGCCCUAGUGGACCUUACUGAGGAUAAAAGUGUUGAGGUGGAAUUUUUGUAUACUGUGAAAUGGAAGGAAACAAACACCCCUUUUGACAAGAGGAUGGAUAAGUACUCGCAUUCUUCUUCGCUUCCUCAUCACCUGGAGAUCCAUUGGUUCUCCAUCAUAAAUUCUUGUGUGACUGUGCUUCUUCUCACUGGGUUUCUUGCGACAAUUCUCAUGCGAGUCCUUAAGAACGAUUUUGUCAAAUAUGCCCAUGAUGAAGAAGCAGCUGAAGACCAGGAAGAGACCGGAUGGAAGUACAUCCAUGGAGAUGUAUUCAGGUACCCUAAGUACAAGUCUCUCUUUGCAGCUGCCCUUGGUUCUGGUUCCCAACUAUUUACUCUCACGGGGUUCAUUUUUGUGCUAGCACUUGUUGGUGUGUUUUAUCCCUACAACCGCGGGGCUCUAUUUACGGCACUGGUUGUAAUAUAUGCCCUCACAUCAGGAAUUGCAGGCUAUAUUGCAACAUCCUUUUAUUGUCAGCUAGAGGGAACUAAUUGGGUUAGGAAUCUAUUGCUGACUGGAUGCCUCUUUUGUGGGCCACUGUUUCUUAUGUUCUGUUUUCUGAAUACUGUUGCAAUUGCUUAUAAUGCCACUGCUGCUCUACCAUUUGGUACAAUUGUGGUGAUAGUUCUUAUAUGGACAUUAGUAACAUCACCAUUGCUGGUUUUGGGUGGGAUUGCUGGUAAGAAUAGCAAGGCUGAAUUCCAAGCUCCUUGCCGCACCACCAAAUAUCCCAGAGAAAUUCCACCUCUGCCAUGGUACCGGGGAGCAGUUCCACAGAUGGCAAUGGCAGGCUUUCUGCCUUUCAGUGCUAUAUACAUUGAACUUUACUAUAUAUUUGCCAGUGUCUGGGGUCACAGGAUAUAUACCAUUUAUAGCAUCUUGUUUAUUGUCUUUAUAAUUCUCCUGAUAGUCACUGCUUUCAUUACUGUGGCACUGACAUACUUUCAACUUGCGGCUGAGGAUCACGAGUGGUGGUGGAGAUCUUUUCUGUGCGGUGGAUCAACCGGGCUAUUUAUCUACGCCUAUUGCCUAUAUUACUACUAUGCACGGUCAGAUAUGUCCGGGUUUAUGCAGACCUCAUUUUUCUUCGGUUACAUGGCUUGCAUCUGCUAUGGUUUCUUCCUCAUGCUCGGAAGUGUAGGCUUCCGUGCUGCUUUGCUAUUUGUCCGUCACAUUUAUCGAUCAAUCAAGUGUGAGUAGAUGUUGGUCCUCGGCAAGAGUCAUCUAGUAUGUUUUUCUUCUCUCUUAUCCAUAGGGCCUUGUGUAGAGAAGUCAUCGACGGUAUUUUUUGUAGUGCCUUGUGUUACAAAAGCAGCUGGGUUCAUUAGAUAUCUUGCUUCAAGAGCAGCAUAUUAGAUUGCGAAAUGCUUUGACAGUACCGGGAAAAGUUUGUAUCAUUACUCAAAUCAAAACUUAUGAAUUAAAUUCUUUCAAGUA
Molecule: messenger RNA, 2171 nt
Organism: Juglans microcarpa x Juglans regia
Lineage: Eukaryota; Viridiplantae; Streptophyta; Magnoliopsida; Fagales; Juglandaceae
Product: transmembrane 9 superfamily member 2
Exons: 7
Coding region: 159-1934 (591 amino acids)
Biological process (GO): protein localization to membrane
Cellular component (GO): membrane
Source: RefSeq, a predicted model, not a curated record